CUUGGCCUUAAUUGCAAGAUGGCGACUUCCAGUAAAAGUCAGGUGUUAUCUUUGUACCGAAUGCUUAUGAAAGAAAGCAAGAAAUUCCCUUCAUAUAAUUACAGGACGUAUGCCCUCAGGAGAAUUAGAGAUGCCUUCAGGGAAAAUCGGACUGUGAGUGACCCUAAAGCCGUGGAGACUCUGUUGAAUCGAGCCUGGGAUAGCCUGGCAGUCAUCCAGCGACAGGUGUCCAUUGGGAAGCUCUACACUGCUCAGAAGACCGUCGUGGAGGACCGAGGGGCGAAGGCGACCGACUGAGCCGGGAGAGGGGGAACCUGGAUGACGCGUCUGCUGAAGGGAGGGCGCAGGGGAGUCGGGGCAUUCGCCCCCUUAAGCUUGACCUCCCGACGGAGAGCACGCGACAGGAAAAAGGGGGACCUGUGCUGCUGAGGCCCGGCUGUUUCCUGCCAUUGCCUUUCUCUCGCGGGGCUUCUCCACAACGCUGUGGUGGCAUGUUGAGCAGCUUUAUGUCAGCCAUAUUCACUGUGAGCUUGUACGAUGCUGUACACCCUGCCUUGAUUCCCUUUUGUUAUUUGAUUUAACUUUUAAACAGUUUAUUGUUACACUAUAUAAAUACACGUGUAUAUAUUUCUUUGUUUGAACUGAAUUUGAAACUGAAUUAAAGAUAUGUAUUUGAAUCAGAAUUUUUAUUUUUCAUUCAUAAAUGGCUUGCUUCAAAAAUAUUGUCCAAAGAAAUAAUGGAAUAGGAAUAAUUGAAUUUGCAGGAGUGGGAUUAUACGCUUGUAUGUGUCUGUAUAAACACUUAUAUUAAACAUAAUGCACAUGCUUAAAUAUAUUAGUAUUGCCAUACAUGUGAGAUGUUUAUGUAUAAGUGUGCAUUGUAUCUAGUGUACAGUAUGUGUUUAUCCAUGCAUAGACUAUCUACUUACUCAUUAUAAUCACAAAUAUAUUUGAGUGUGUAUA
Molecule: messenger RNA, 963 nt
Organism: Anguilla anguilla (European eel)
Lineage: Eukaryota; Metazoa; Chordata; Actinopteri; Anguilliformes; Anguillidae
Product: LYR motif-containing protein 4A-like
Exons: 3
Coding region: 19-297 (92 amino acids)
Biological process (GO): iron-sulfur cluster assembly
Cellular component (GO): L-cysteine desulfurase complex; mitochondrion
Source: RefSeq, a predicted model, not a curated record